Carcharodon carcharias (great white shark) is the source of this 1517-nucleotide messenger RNA. RefSeq names its product serotransferrin-B-like. The record is from RefSeq and is a predicted model, not a curated record. Lineage: Eukaryota; Metazoa; Chordata; Chondrichthyes; Lamniformes; Lamnidae. The coding region runs from base 189 to 1304 and encodes 371 amino acids. Gene Ontology annotation, cellular component: plasma membrane; recycling endosome; extracellular region. The transcript has 11 exons. Gene Ontology annotation, biological process: iron ion transport; antibacterial humoral response.
UCCUGCAUUUUUUAAAAGAGCAACAACUCAAACAUGGCCGUGAUGGAUCUGAAAAGGAUCAGUUCGCAAUGUUCGAUUCGACCAAGUUUCAUGGCAGGCGGCUCUUGUUUUCAGACUCAACUUAGUGUUUGAUUGAAGUGCCCACUGCAAGUUUCACACAACUACUGGGUGAAGGAUACGUCACAGCAAUGGAAGGCCUCUACACCUGUGAACCUCCUGGUGAGCUUACUGCAUCUGCUGAUGAUAAACUGCGUUGGUGCACCACCAGUGAGAAAGAACAGAAUAAAUGCAGCAACUGGACAUCAGUCAGCUGUGUCCAGGCUGCCUCCAUGGAGGACUGCAUCCAGAAGGUUUCGUUGGCUGAAGCUGACGCUAUUGUUCUUCACAGUGCAAGAAUGGUUGUUGCAGGAAAGUGUGGUCUAGUACCAGUCAUGACUGAGUACUAUGACAAAGAGAAUCUUGAACCCUGCAGGGACCCAGCAGCGUACAUAGAACCAUUUGUGUAUAUAGUGGCUGUUGUGAAGGAUCAGACGUUGUCCUGGGACACCCUGAAAGGCAAGAAGUCGUGCCACACAGCUCUUAAAAGAACAGGUUGGAAUAUUCCAAUGGGACUGCUGAUUGCACAGGAGAAAAUCAAAAACUGCAGUCUUUACAAUUCAACCUAUUUCAGUGAAAGCUGUGUACCGGGGGCAGAUCCUGACUCCAAACUAUGCUCCCUGUGUGUUGGUCAAGAACACUCAACCCCACCCGGAAAGGACAAGUGUGCUUUCGGCAACAAUGAGCGAUACUUUGCCUACAGCGGUGCCUUCAGAUGCUUGGUGGAGAAGGGUGAUGUUACUUUCAUCAAACAUACAACUGUCUUCGAGAACACUGACGGUAAUUCACAGGAGAAAUGGGCUACAGGUCUCAGGUCCAGUGAUUUCAGGUUAUUGUGUUUAAAUGGCACUCAGGCUCUAGUGACAGAAUACAAGACAUGUCAUUUAGCACAAGUACCAGCUCAAACUGUUGCAUCCCGUGCAGAAUCAAGGGAUCAAGUCCUGCAGUUUUUAAAAGAGCAACAACUCAAACACGGGCGUGGUGGAUCUGAAGAGGAUCAGUUCGCAAUGUUCAAUUCAACUAAGUUUCAUGGCAAGGGUCUCUUGUUUUCAGACUGGGCGCAGUGUCUGAUUGAAGUGCCCACCACCACAAAUUUCAAACAAUUACUGGGUGAAGGAUACAUCACAGCAAUGGAAGGCCUCUACACCUGUGAACCUCCUGAUUUCCCCGAAAUCUAUCGCCUUGGCCGUUGCCAGGCCCCACAAUGAGUCAGUCACGCUUUCUCCAUUGACCACCCAGUGAUUCGCAAUGCAGCUCAGAGCAAUCAUUCUUCAUUCUCUUUGGGCGAUAUCAGCUUCAGUUUAAUGGUAUCGCCUCUGUGUCUGCCUGAAUUGUUUGUGUGCACUGAACUUACUAUCAACAGACAAGGAUCUAAUGUUUUUUUUCCUGUAUUGUUAAAUAAACUCUCCCUUCAUCAGGAA